UUAGUGUUUGUUAGGAUUUCGAUUGAAUUACACCUUAUAUAGACUUGUAGGAAGAAACAAAACCUAAGCAAAGCCAAAAAGACAAAAACAACACACGAAUUCCAAAUCAAAUUCCAAUAAUUAUAAUUAUCAUUAGUUGUUUGUUUUGGUUUUUUUUGUUGGUACACAUUUUCAACCAACGCGUUGCAGAUACAUAAAUACAAAUGAGUUUUUCCCAUAUUCGGCAUCUCUGCCCUUUAUAGGUGUGAUUUGCAAUAGCUGGCAGGAUGAGCAGAACAAGCAUCUUGGGUCCUCCCAUGUCCUAUGUGGAUGGGCCCAGGCGCAUAUUUGGCACUCUAGUCGAUAUAGCCAUCCUGGCCACGGAGCUGGCGGCGAACGGUGGUGGUCAGUUGAUUCGAAAUCUCAUGGAUCGCACGAAGCUGUCGCCAGCCAAAAUAUAUGGAUUAUCGAAUACGGCGGAUGAAAUGUUGGGAAUGGAGCUGUUGGCUAAGAAAACGGAGCAGUACGAGGUGGAGAAGCUGACAAGUAUUUUGCCACAUCCGCGUCUAGUUAGUGCGGUGUGUGGUUUUGCCAAGGAUGCCAAUCUCUAUCCGUCUUACAGCCGUGGUAAGUACGGCGAAGAUGCCUGGUUCAAGGCCUCCACCGCCGCAGCAGAUGCCUUGGGUGUGGCUGAUGGAGUGGGUGGAUGGCGUAUGUAUGGCAUCGAUCCUGGUCAAUUCAGCACGUUCCUCAUGCGCUCCUGCGAACGGCUCGUCUUGGCGCCCAAUUUCGAUGCCCAGCGACCCGAUCUGCUUAUAGCCAGAGCCUAUUGCGACCUGAUGGAGCAGAAGCAUCCGGUUCUUGGCAGCAGCACCGCCUGCAUUCUCACCCUACGCCGCGAGGACAGUAUGCUGUAUGCGGCCAAUAUUGGGGACAGCGGUUUCAUGGUGGUCCGCAACGGUGCGAUUGUCUGCCGAUCUGCUGAGCAGCAACAUUUCUUCAAUACGCCCUUUCAGUUAUCCGGACCGCCACCCGGCCAAGGCAUGUAUGUCCUAACCGAUGGGCCAGAGUGUGCCGAUACCAUACAAUUCGCCUGUAUGGUCGGCGAUGUCCUUCUACUGGCCACCGACGGCGUCUACGACAAUGUGCCCGACGAUCUCUUGAUUCGGGUGCUCAAUGAAGUGUCUGGAGUCUCGGAUGCCGUUCAAUUGCAAAUGUCGGCCAAUUGCAUUGCUUUGAUGGCUCGCACACUGAGCUUUAAUCCUGACUAUGACUCACCGUUCAGUCAAAAUGCUCGUAAACAGAAUAUCGAGUCUCCCGGUGGCAAGCCCGAUGACAUUACAGUUAUUCUGGCCAGCGUGAUCUAGAAAGAGAAUCGAUCUCCACAGUAAUUACUGGCAAAUGUCUUAGAGUUUCUUUCAACUGUUGGGCAAUUGUCAGUAAGUCCUGUCCUUUCGAAAUCCAUCCAACUGGCUAUGUCUCCCUCAAUCGAUCUAUCUAUCCACAUUUUAACUCACAAGAUGUUAACUUGUCAGUGUCGAUGCCAAGGUUAAUGUCAAGUAGCUAAAAUUUCUUACGUGUGUUAAGUGUUUCAGAUAUAUGUAUGUAUGUUUUACAGAACAAAAAUUAUCCUUUGGUAAUC
This is a messenger RNA of Drosophila willistoni, 1621 nucleotides long. RefSeq names its product protein phosphatase PTC7 homolog. NCBI's taxonomy places the organism in Eukaryota, Metazoa, Arthropoda, Insecta, Diptera, Drosophilidae. The transcript has a single exon. The coding region runs from base 267 to 1346 and encodes 359 amino acids. The record is from RefSeq and is a predicted model, not a curated record.